Molecule: messenger RNA, 9534 nt
Organism: Camelus dromedarius (Arabian camel)
Lineage: Eukaryota; Metazoa; Chordata; Mammalia; Artiodactyla; Camelidae
Gene: RAPH1
Product: Ras association (RalGDS/AF-6) and pleckstrin homology domains 1
Exons: 14
Coding region: 195-3980 (1261 amino acids)
Biological process (GO): signal transduction
Cellular component (GO): plasma membrane; cytosol
Source: RefSeq, a predicted model, not a curated record
UCGGUCAGUCAGUCAGUCACGGAGCGCGCGGCGCGGGAGCUGCGGGCGCUCGCGGCGUCUCCCGGGAAGGAGCGCCGCGCCUGGGGAAGAGGAGGAGGAGGCGGCGGCGGCGGCUGGACGAGCGCGAGCGGCUGCCGCCCAGCCCGCGGCCGCUCCGGUAGGCGGACCCGCCGGAGGACCGAGCCGCUGCCGCGAUGGAGCAGCUGUCAGAUGAAGAAGUUGACCAUGGUGCUGAAGAAGACAGUGACAAGGAAGAUCAGGACCUGGACAAAAUGUUUGGAGCCUGGCUGGGGGAGCUAGACAAACUCACCCAGAGUUUGGAUUCUGACAAGCCCACAGAACCAAUAAAAAGAUCUCCUCUUCGCCAGGAAACAAACAUGGCCAAUUUUUCUUAUCGCUUCUCUAUAUACAACUUGAAUGAAGCUCUGAAUCAGGGAGAAACUGUGGACCUGGAUGCCCUAAUGGCUGAUCUUUGCUCGAUAGAGCAGGAGCUCAGCAGUAUAGGUGCAGGAAAUAGUAAGCGUCAAAUCACAGAAACAAAAGCCACUCAGAAAUUACCUGCUAGCCGACAUUCGUCAAAACAUGGCACUUUGAAAGGACUGUCUUCCUCAUCUAAUAGGAUAACUAAGCCGUCACAUGCCAACUACUCCCUGGAUGACAUCACUGCACAGUUAGAACAGGCCUCCCUGAGCAUGGAUGAGGCCGCUCAGCAGUCUGUACUAGAAGACAGUAAGCCCUUAGUAACUAAUCAGCACCGGAGAACAGCAUCAGCGGGCACAGUGAGUGAUGCUGAAGUACACUCGGUCAGUAACUCCUCUCGUUCAAGCAUCACUUCCGCAGCCUCCAGCAUGGACUCUUUGGAUAUUGAUAAAGUAACACGCCCUCAGGAACUGGAUUUGACACAUCCGGGGCAGCCAAUUACUGAGGAAGAACAGGCAGCGAAAUUGAAAGCUGAGAAGAUCAGAGUUGCGCUAGAGAAGAUUAAAGAGGCACAAGUGAAAAAGCUGGUGAUUAGAGUUCACAUGUCUGACGACAGUUCUAAAACAAUGAUGGUGGACGAGAGGCAGACAGUGAGACAAGUGCUGGAUAACCUGAUGGACAAAUCCCACUGCGGUUUUAGUUUAGACUGGUCGCUGGUGGAGACUGUCUCUGAGUUACAAAUGGAGAGAAUCUUUGAAGACCAUGAAAACUUGGUGGAAAAUCUUCUUAACUGGACAAGAGAUAGUCAAAACAAGCUUAUAUUUAUGGAGCGAAUAGAAAAAUAUGCACUUUUCAAAAACCCACAGAAUUAUCUUCUGGGGAAAAAGGAAACAGCUGAGAUGGCAGAUAGAAACAAAGAAGUGCUGUUGGAGGAGUGUUUUUGUGGAAGUUCUGUAACUGUACCAGAAAUUGAGGGAGUCCUUUGGUUGAAAGAUGAUGGCAAGAAGUCCUGGAAAAAGCGUUAUUUUCUCUUGCGAGCAUCUGGUAUCUACUAUGUCCCUAAAGGAAAAACAAAGGUAUCUCGGGAUCUCGUGUGUUUUCUCCAGCUGGAUCACGUCAAUGUUUAUUAUGGACAGGACUAUCGGAACAAAUACAAAGCACCUACUGACUAUUGUCUGGUGCUCAAGCACCCACAGAUCCAGAAGAAGUCUCAGUAUAUCAAAUACCUUUGUUGUGAUGAUGUGAGGACCCUGCACCAGUGGGUCAAUGGUAUCCGCAUUGCAAAGUACGGGAAGCAACUCUACAUGAACUAUCAAGAAGCCUUGAAGAGGACAGAGUCGGCUUAUGACUGGACUUCCUUAUCCAGCUCCAGCAUUAAAUCAGGAUCCAGUUCUUCUAGCAUCCCAGAGUCUCAGUCCAAUCACUCCAAUCAGUCUGAUAGUGGAGUGUCUGACACGCAGCCGGCGGGACACAUCCGUUCCCAGAGCAUCGUGAGCUCCAUCUUCUCCGAGGCCUGGAAACGAGGCACACAGCUGGAAGAGUCCAGCAAGGCGAGAAUGGAGUCUAUGAAUCGACCCUACACUUCACUCAUGCCCCCUCUAUCCCCACAGCCUAAACUAGUGACCCCCUACACUGCCUCACAGCCCUCGCCGCCCCUACCGCCCCCCCCACCGCCCCCUCCUCCUCCACCCCCACCGCCUCCACCCCCGCCCCCGCCCCUGCCCAGCCAGUCUGCGCCUUCCGCGGGCUCCACGGCCACGAUGUUCGUCAAGUACAGCACAAUAACCAGGCUGCAGAACGCCUCUCAGCUUUCAGGGCCCCUGUUUAAGCCUCCCCCGCCCUCAGUGAUGCAGCCUCUGUCCUCCACCUCACAGUCAGUGAAGCCUCAGAUCCUGGUACCCCCCAGCGGAGUUGUCCCCCCACCGCCUCCCCCUCCCCCACCCCCUACCCCUGGCUCGGCUAUGGCCCAGCUGAAACCCGCCCCCUGCGCCCCUUCCCUUCCGCAGUUCAGCCCCCCACCGCCUCCACUGAAGAUCCAUCAUGUUCAGCACGUCACUCAAACAGCUCCUUCAGCACCCCCUCCACCUCCUCCCAUCCCCGCACCCCUCCCUCCUCAAGCUCCCCCCAAACCCCUUGUGACCUUGCCCCCACCAGUCAGCACCAAGACUGUGCCACCCGCCGUGACACAGGCUGUGCCACCUACACCUCCUCCUCCAGUCCCCCCAGCAAAAAAGCAGCCAGCUUUUCCUGUUUCUCACGUUCCACCCUCUCCCCCUGCUCUUCCUGGUCCAGUUCCCCCGCCCACGUUACCCAAGCAACAGAGCUUCUGUGUAAAACCACCUUCCUCUCCGCUGUCUCCGGUGCCCUCCAUGGUGAAGCAGCUAGCCAGCCAGUUUCCGCCCCCUCCAACCCCUCCUCCCUUGGAGGCGCAGCCCUUAAAGCCCGCCUCAGCCACUGUCACCCCACAGUCCCCCCCUGCUGUGAAAGCGAAACCCAAGUGGCAGCCCAGCUCCAUCCCUGUCCCUUCCCCGGACUUCCCUCCUCCUCCUCCCGAGAGCAGCCUGGUGUUUCCUCCUCCUCCUCCUCCUCCACUACCACCCACCCCAGUCCCACCACCACCGCCAGCCACACCCACAGCUGCUCCCGCCCCAGACAAAGGUGGAUCUCCGGGCAAAAAGACCAGUAAGACGUCCAGCCCUGGGGGGAAGAAACCUCCUCCAACCCCACAGCGGAACUCCAGCAUUAAGUCCAGCAGUUGUGCAGAGCACCCUGAGCCCAAGAGACCUUCCGUAGACAGUCUAGUCAGCAAGUUUGCAUCGCCAGCAGAACCCUCGGGGUCUCCCAGCAAGGAGACCCCACCACCUCCUGCAGCGCCCCCUAAACCUGGAAAACUAAAUCUUUCCGGAGUUAACCUUCCCGGAGUUCUCCAACACGGGUGUGUGUCAGCAAAAGCGCCUGUUCCACUGAGUGGGCGUGGAAAGGACUCCGUGGUAGAAUUUCCUUCUCCUCCAUCCGAUUCUGACUUUCCACCCCCUCCACCUGAGAUAGAGCUUCCUCUGCCCCCCGUAGAGAUUCCAGCAGUAUUCUCGGGAAGCACCUCUCCCAAAGUGGCAGUUGUUAAUCCUCAACCACAGUCCUGGUCCAAAGCGUCCGUGAAGAAGGCCCCUCCGCCCACGCGACCCAAACGAAAUGAUAGCACCCGCCUCACUCAAGCCGAGAUCUCUGAGCAGCCAGCAAUGGCCACAGUUGUGCCGCAAGUGCCCACCUCUCCCAAAUCCAGCCUUAGCGUCCAGCCUGGAUUCCUGGCCGACCUCAACAGGACACUGCAGCGGAAGUCCAUCACCCGGCAUGGCUCGCUCUCCUCCCGCGUGUCCAGAGCAGAACCCACAGCCACGAUGGAUGAUAUGGCAUUGCCCCCGCCACCCCCCGAACUGCUUUCUGACCAGCAGAAGGCCGGGUAUGGAGGCAGUCACAUAUCAGGCUAUGCAACAUUGCGGAGAGGACCGCCUCCUGCUCCCCCUAAAAGAGACCAGAACACCAAGCUCUCCAGAGAUUGGUAGCUGCCAGAGGACUUUUAUUUUCGUGGGAUCUGUAAUCAGUUCUACAAUCAGCUCACCUGAUCAUCUAUGAAUUCAGGUGUUCAGAGCCUCCUGGUAUGAUGUUGUUAUUCAGGUAGCGUUAGCUGUGUGUGUGUGUGCAUACAUUGUGUACACACAUAGCUGUGCAUAUAUAGAUUGUGUGUGUAUAUAUGUAUACAUACAAGUAUAUGUAUAUAUAUAGCUGAAAGUGAUUCUAUUUAUUCCUUUUCUCUCCUAAUCUGAAAAUGGGUUUUGUGUAUUUUGGGUGGCAGAGGCAUGGAAGGGAACGUGUGUCCUGUCCCUUAUGAUUUCUAUUAUCUAUCAUGUGGCUUGGACCAAAAACUUACUUAGAAGGUAUUUUAUAAAAGUCCAUGUGCGGCCUAUCUGUGCAUGCUGUGUAUUAUAUAUUAAGAAUAGAUGUAUAAUGUGCUAUUUCUCAGUUUGAGAAGACAGCCAGAAUGUUUGGUGUAGAGGGGCUUUUGUGUUUGUUUUUUCCCCAGUUGACUAAAGUUAGAACUGCUUGACUGACACUUCAUUACUAUACACAAAGGGGCACUUUAUUCAGGAAAACCUCUCAGCUUCAUAGAAGGGGUAAUAGUGCAGUAUGGGGGAAUUUUCACACACACUAUCUGUACAUGAUUGUGCAUAGAAAGUAAAUACACGGUGUAACUAAACCAUUCUAGUUGCAGUACUGGUGCAACGAUGCCACCCGAGUCUAGGACGUGGUCUGUCGCAGGUAAGCUCUUCGCCUGUAAUACAUGGAUAAUUUAGUACUAUAAUCCUGGAUAGUUUUUUGUACUGUUGGAAUCCUUUUCUUGAGCUUGUGAAGCUUCAAGUUUGGCUUCAUGUUUCUUGCUUUGAUUUAUUGUAAGAGAAUAUCUGACACAAUACCCUUGGAAUGCUCUGUCCCAGUUAUGUCUCUGGGUCACCAGUUACCUUCCUAUAGUGUGUGCCGUAGGUAGAUGUUGUGUUAGGUGUCUGUGGACAAUUGCUGUAUCAAAUAUACACAUCCUCUGCCCAAUAUGUUGCAUCAUUAUGAAAAACUAAAUCACCUUCUCAAAUGCAUUUUUGUGUAUUGCUCUCUAGAAGGAUGGGUGAUUAGAAAAUAGAACAAAACUGGCCCCGUGCAGCUGUCAUUAAUCAGACUGUGGAUUGUAAUGUGAAAUACAAAGAAUUCAUUUAAAUGUGGGACUGUCAUAGAGGGAGGGGGGAAAAAUAAAUGAGCUUUUUGACAAUUUCUUCCCUAGCUACUGCAGCACACUAGGGUCCUUGCUGCUUGUAGCCUGGUUGUAGAGUUUGUCCAGGUUACCAGGUGUUCUGAUGGCAUAGUGUAGUCCAGGUACAGUAAGUGACAUUACAUAUUAUGCAUAUGCAGUUUGGUGUAACAUGGAAUCAUUGCUCUAAUGACACACUCUUAAUUCUGUAUGCCUCACACUAUACUUUUAUAUGCUUUUUUUUUCCCCUGUGAAUUUUCCUUGGUAUAUGAGAGAAAUGUGUGUUGUUUCAUCAAUGUGUGAUGAUAAAUUGACUGUUAGGAUCAAAUGCAAUCUCAGAGCUGCUCUUAAAGCAGAGAAUAAAAACUAGCCUCCCUAGCAAUGAUAAACGAGCACGCCUUGUAAUGAAAAGUCUGUGCCUGUUGUGAAUAGGGAUUACCAGUGUGAACUGCAAAAACCUUUGACACAAUCCCCUAAGGAAAAAAUGAUGCCAGUACAGUGGGGCAGAGAAAGCAAAUAAUUCAAGAAUAAACAAAUCUGUACUGUGUACACAAGAUUUCCUUGUAACUCACUCUCCAAGAAAGUACUGCAUCAUAAAGGGAGACCAAGUGGCACCCCCUCGCCCGCCCAUUGUCACAUCUCCAGGAGUCUGUUCAGUAUUCUCAUGUGGUUUUAGAGCAAUAAGAACAUAGACCAUUGUGCAUUUUGUUAAAGCCCUGCUUCUUUAAAAGAUACAUUUUGGAUCUUUUCAAUUGAUCACAAAGUUGUGUGUGCUUGAUCUCACGCUUAGGAAGUGACCUUUAACACAUCUGCAUUGUUAAUUUAAGCACGCACAGCAAUUUGGGUCACAGUUGAGUACAGAUUGCCAAGCUCCGCCGUGACUCAUGAGUGAAGUGAUUUCCCGUAGUCUUCUGCCUGCAGCUUUGUAUUCUGAGGAUCACCCUUACUUGUCGGUAAAGGGUUAUUAAGAACACGAAUCCAGUGGUAAGAGUAUUCAUCACUAGGGCUUUUCGUCGUGGUGGUGGUGUUUUUUAAUAUAAAGAUGGACAACUUCAACUUUCCCUAAGUGGAAAAAAACAGUAAUUUGCCCCCAAUCUUCCUUCACUCCUGAUUUGAGCCCUAAGAUACAGCCUUUUUUUUUCCAGUGUGGGAUUUCCUGGGACUUCUUGCUUGUGCCAGUCCCGAUGAUAGCCAUUCCUGAACUGCUGCUUCUAGUGUAUCAUUUUCCUGAGACAGCAGACAUCCUUUACAACAACUAGGAACACCAAGAAAAGAGCAAGGCCAGAGGAGGAACUGUUACCAUUUUUUCAGCCCAAUCCAGGCUUGUCUACAGCAAGCUGUUUCCCUUCACAUUUCUCCAAAGACCAAAAUGCUAUUACUCAGCUUUUUCCUCCUUUGUGUGAAACAACUGAAUCAAAAAAACCAAAACAGUACUUUAGAUAUCCUUCUAGUGUUUCACUCCCUAGUGGUUUUUUUUUUUUUUUCAAAUUAUACUUUUGUUGGGAUGUGGUUUUAUUUUUAUGGGGGAUUUGUUUUUUCCUCUGGUGUGUUCCUGAGGAACACCCGCCGCCAGCUGACACUAUGGUACUGUGCCUUCUUUUACUGCCUUCUGCUCAGCAGCUUAACUCAGCACAGCUGCUUCAGGUCAAAGAAGAAAAUCUUGACAGUUGGCUUGGCUGCACCAAAAAAUGAGCAGAAUGGGUGUACUCAUUCUGCUACUGAGAGCAGUGCAAACAGGUGCCUGUUAAAGAGCUAGUGACCUGCUUAGUGGCACCCUUAACUUUUACACAUACAUUCAAAAUUGGAUUAUCUUCUGCUUAAAGUUUUGGCACCAACUCUGAAGGGCAGUAGAGCCUGUUCUGUUAAAACAACUUCCAUCAGGUUCACAAUGUAAAUUAACUCCUAUAAUUCUCUUGGAAAGUAACUUCUAUAAGGUUUACAGGUACCCACCUAAUUGUAAAUUGGAUUUUUAAAAAAAUUUCUGGGGCUUUUUAAGAUGACAAAGAUUGCUGACUCUUUUGAACAGUUACAGGAAAUGAUUUGCAUCAGAAACAUCUCAGAGUAAUGCAGACUUGCCGAUGUUUUACGGCCUCUAGGAUCGAGGUGCUCCUGCCCAGUGACGGCAUAUCCUGUUAAGGGCUGUGAUCUGUCUUGGAAGUCCUCUCUCCACGUAAGUUUACUUGCUACUGAAACAGUCCUGUGUAUCAAGAAAGUUCAUCUAAAUAGAAUUGGGAGAUCAUGGGUAAUAAUUCCAGUAGAGGGACAACUCUGAGAUUAAGAUUAAGAGAAGCUGCUCUUCUGAGAGAACAUAACUGCUAAUAAGCUGGAGGAGAGAAAGCUCUGAUUAGCCUGGACAAAAUUUUAGGUAAUGGUGGUAUUGGUUUGAUUUGACUGUCAGGUCACCAGCAGAACCCUUUCUCACCUUUUUUCCUCAGCUAAAAGCAAUUCUAAGUUAUAUAUGGUGAUUUUAAACAAGUUAAAAAAAACUUUUCCUAGUUUUAUACAUUAUUACCAAACUUUUUCAUAUACCUUCAGAGCUAUAAUUUUACAGCUGAUGUAGUAUCACAGAUUUUAAAUUUAGACCAGUUACACUUGUGGGACCCUGUGUGGUUAUAGCUGUAAUGACUUUCUUUAAAUAAAAUAGAUUUAAUAAUUUGGAUUUAUACACUUGAUAAGAGGACAUCUGGUUUAAAAAAAUCACCUUAGGUUGCAAGUACCUUUUGGCACUUGAGUUUUGUUUUAUACACUUUACAUGAUUUGCAUAAAACAAGUAAUCCCUAACCCUAUAGGAAUACACGACCACUCAUGAAGUUGAGAUCUGAUCCACGGAGAGGUCCAAGUGGUACAGCAUUAAAUAUCCCACUACCUUUUAAGAUUUACUUUCCUUUAAAACUUGAAUAGAACAUUGCUACUACCCCUUUACCAGUCUCCCUCAAACUAAACAAGUGCUCGGUUGUUAACUGUGACCUUGGAAGGUCUACUGUAAAAGAAAUCUGAAAUUUAGCUGUAGAAUAAACUUGCUAAAUAAAAAUAAGAAAAACAUAAGUAUGUUGAUACUUGAUAAACACUUAAAGGAAAUAAUCUCCAACUGGUUUGCUCUUUGCUCGCUGAAGUAAUAAACCACAUAGAAGAGAAAACACUAUAUGCUAUAUAAUCCCCAGUGCCUUGAACUCUUUUGGAGGAAUAGCAUUUAAAAAAAAAAUCCAACAAGCAAACCUAUAGGUGCUAAUGAAAGAGAAGGAAGGUGUUUCUAGUUUGUGCACAGAAGUAACUGUCUCACAAGAGACGGCUUCAUCUACCUAAACGGGAUCUGGCUGCUUUCUACCAAAGACACUUAGAGAAGCGAGUCGAGUCAGGGUGAUGGCAAAUACUACAUAUUUAAAAGAUGGCCAAGUUCAGAAGUGGAUAUGUUAAUCACGGAUGGCUAUUAAUACCAAGCUCAUAAAUGUUGAAGCCUCAACCUCUUCUUAGGCAGAACAUGCUUGUGGCACUUAAAAAAGUCUGCAUUUUGGGAAUUGUCCAUUGUUUGUUGAAUUUAUUGUAACCUAAUACCAAAAACUGCCAUUUUUCAUGAUUAUCACCUCCUGUAUUUUUCUCUCUACUUGUAAAUAAUUCCUCCUAGAAAAUAAGCAUUAACUGGAAUGUUUCAAAGAUUUUGCUUAAUUUUAUUAUCAGCCACUAGUGAACUCCUUUUAUAGAACUGUACAUUUAAAAUAUCAUUAGCUUGUGUUAAAUGUUGUAAAAACAUUGUUUACUGUUUUAAAGAAAAAGUGCACAUUAUAUUUAACUGAGAUUGCUAACUAACUCUCCUUCCAUUUCCUUAAAAAUGGAGUCAAGGCUCACACUGACAUCUAGGCUGUGGGAGCUUUGCCAUUAGUAGAUACGAUGUAGGAAAGUACCUUUAUAAAGCAUGAAAAAGAAGGCAAAAGGAACUGCAUUAUAAAGUGCCCGUCAGAGGACAUUCUUCAGAUGAUUAUGCACAGCUCGGUAAAGAUGAAGUUACCAUUUUUCUUUCAGCUUUGUUGAUAUUAUUUCCUUCUGCUUAAAUGUACACUCAUUUCAUUAUGUGCCUUGCUCCUUGAUUGUGCAGACCUAUAUAUAGAUAUAUAUAUAUAUGAGAGAUCUAUUCAGUACUACUGAUGUUUUUGUUCUACUGCUGGAUUAAGUUAUUUUCCAAGUUACUCUUGCCAGUUACUGUCAGUAAAGUAUUGUAAUGGCUUAGGACAGUAGUACAGUCAGUGUAAUUUUUCAGUUACGUGUUUUCAUUAUGUCAGCUUAUCCAAUCCUUAAUAAAAAGAAUACGUAGAUUUCAUUCAUUCAAA